AUGGAGGUGGAUAAUUCGAUGGAAAUGACUAAUCAGCAAGGAAAUCCCGGCAGCAGAAAAGGAAUCAACAGAUGCGACUCCUCUUUGUUUCGCAUUUUGAAUAUAGUGUUCAUAGGAUUGCUUUUCCUGGUGGUGGAGACUACCCAUUUUACGACGGACGGAAAGACCCAUGAAGAGGCAGAUGAAUGGACAGAGGGAAAGGCAAGGCGAUUAGCUUGCCAGGAUUCUUUUAAAGAACCCCCGGAAGAAAGGAGACCCGACAGGGUAGGAGAAAAUGAAAAUCUCUUCGACUCUUCAGUAAUGGGACGUAACAAUCUGAACGAUAAUUCAAGUCAGGCCAUGUAUGGAUUGCCUCAGCGGCUGUGUAUGUAUAACGACUGCUUUAUUAAAAACAGGAAGAAAAAAGGAAGAAGUGCCGACUUUACCAACGAAGGUGGUAGUAGUGUCGACAUUCCGUGCAUCUGUUGGGAGGAUAGCACCACGACAGCAUCGUCAGAACUAACUUCACAAGAGGCGCAUGACCAAGUUGAAUCGAGACGAAGUCGAUUCAUCCAGAAGGGAUACUUUGAAUAUAUAAAUCAUACACAAGAGUUAUCGGAAACAGAAUUCAUAGAAAAAAUUUCCACCCUAGGUGAAUAUGUAGAUUCUGAAGAAAUGAGUUCCAUUUUUUAUUAUGUGCAUACGAAUGAAAGGAAAAAAUAUUUCGCUAUGCAGGAAAAUGUGAUUACCCAUUGGGAGAAUCUAUCUCACAAUUACAACGUAAAGGAGGAGUUUAAAAAAGAGCAAAUGAGAAGUUUGUAUGAGGAGACGACGAACUUCUUUCUCUUUAAAGAGAGGCAAUUCCUCAAAAGCUUUAGUACGUUUGUUCGUUUUGGAAAAUAUAAAACGAAGAAGUUUACUGAUGUGCUUAUUAGUUACAGGCGACUGUGUAAGGAAUACAGGAGGAUGGUGAGCAAUUUUUGUAGUGCCAAAAUGGACGCGCUGUUGAAGACAUACUGGGAAGAGAACAGAGACGAGGCCUUGCAGAUGCGCAUUCAGUACUGA
Plasmodium inui San Antonio 1 is the source of this 1044-nucleotide messenger RNA. RefSeq lists its product as hypothetical. NCBI's taxonomy places the organism in Eukaryota, Apicomplexa, Aconoidasida, Haemosporida, Plasmodiidae. The coding region runs from base 1 to 1044 and encodes 347 amino acids. The transcript is spliced from 2 exons. The record is from RefSeq and is a predicted model, not a curated record.